CUUAAAUUGUCAACUGCCCGCCGCAAUUGAAAGCUCUACUACCUUCAUAUGCUUAACCAAUAUGACUGACUAUACCAUUUAUACGACUCCUGCAAUGACUGCUCCAGAUGGGGGCCAGUCCGACCUCAUUAAUGCAAAUUCACAACAUCCUCAUCUUAUUGCUACAGCUGCAACUUGUUUGGCGUUAUCUUUUAUCUUCCUUGCCAGUCGGCUGUUCACGAAGGCUUAUCUACUUAAAACGUUGGAUCUUGAAGACUGUAAGUACACCAAUCGAUUAACUGUUCAGUUACUGACUGUCUAGUAGAUGCUCUUGCUAUAUCUACGGUCAGGGGUUCCUCAUCAAAGUCCGUUUGCAACUACUCAGAAACUUCUAGGUUGGAUUCAC
Molecule: messenger RNA, 385 nt
Organism: Aaosphaeria arxii CBS 175.79
Lineage: Eukaryota; Fungi; Ascomycota; Dothideomycetes; Pleosporales
Exons: 1
Coding region: 62-301 (79 amino acids)
Source: RefSeq, a predicted model, not a curated record